Molecule: messenger RNA, 330 nt
Organism: Colletotrichum abscissum
Lineage: Eukaryota; Fungi; Ascomycota; Sordariomycetes; Glomerellales; Glomerellaceae
Exons: 1
Coding region: 1-330 (109 amino acids)
Source: RefSeq, a predicted model, not a curated record
AUGAGCAUCGCCAUCCGGCUCUGGAGUCUGGCACUGGCCCUGGCCGCUCUUCCCUGUGCCUGUCCUUCUCCUGUCUCCCCCCCCUUCUACACAUCGAUCUUGAUUACAAUCAUUUUGGGGGCCCUUGGAGUCCCUUUCAGUUGCAACAUCAUCCAUAUUCGUAUGCACGAAUACACCAGAAUUGGCAGAUUGGAAGCCAAACAGUCGGCUGGCUGGCCGGGAUCAGAUCAAGGCAAACGGGUGGAGAACGGGCAUCGAAUUCUGGCACCGGUCGGACCUGCCUGUUCAGUUUCAGAUGUCCGGAAGCAACGCCAGAAGAUUGCCAAUUGA